AUGGACCAAAGAAACAAUGUGACUGAGUUUAUCCUCUUAGGUCUCACUCAGAAUGUCCAGGGUCAGAAAAUAUUAUUUGUUGUGUUUUUGCUCAUUUACAUUGUGACGAUGGUGGGCAACCUCGUCAUUGUCAUAACUGUGGCCAUCAGUCCAUCCCUAGAUGCACCGAUGUAUUUCUUUCUUGGCUACUUAUCAUUUCUGGAUGCUGUUUACUCCACUACAGUUACCCCAAAUAUGCUUAUGAACUUACUCAGUGAAAAGAAGACCAUUUCUCUCCAAGCUUGCUUGACUCAGCUUUUCAUAGAACACUUAUUUGGUGGAGCUGAGAUAUUGCUUCUGGUGGUCAUGGCCUAUGACCGCUAUGUGGCUAUCUGCAAACCCCUGCACUAUAUGACCAUCAUGAACCAACGAGUGUGUGUUCUGCUGUUGCUGUUUGCCUGUGUUGGAGGUUUCGUGCAUGCAGUUGUUCACCUUCUCUUCGUUUACAACCUUCCUUUCUGUGGGACCAAUGUCAUUGACCACUUUGUGUGUGACAUGUACCCCUUAUUAAAACUUGCCUGCGUUGAUACCUAUAUCAUUGGUCUCUCUGUGAUUGCCAAUGAUGGGGCGAUAUGUACAAUCAUCUUCAUACUGUUACUCAUCUCCUAUGGAGUCAUCUUGCACUCUCUGAAAAAUCUUAGUCAAGAAGGGCGACACAAAGCCCUAUCCACCUGUGGUUCCCAUAUCACUGUGGUAGUCUUCUUCUUUGUUCCUUGUAUUUUUAUGUACAUGAGACCUCCGUAUAUCUUACCUAUUGAUAAAUUCUUGACUGUGUUUUACACUGUUUUCACCCCUAUGUUAAAUCCAUUAAUAUACACUCUGAGAAACGCAGAGAUGAAAAUUGCCAUGAAGAAGAUUUGGACCAGACAAAGAAAAUGA
Messenger RNA from Elephantulus edwardii (Cape elephant shrew), 918 nucleotides. Its product is annotated as olfactory receptor 4A47-like. The record is from RefSeq and is a predicted model, not a curated record. The coding region runs from base 1 to 918 and encodes 305 amino acids. The transcript has a single exon. Gene Ontology annotation, molecular function: olfactory receptor activity; G protein-coupled receptor activity. Gene Ontology annotation, cellular component: membrane. Lineage: Eukaryota; Metazoa; Chordata; Mammalia; Macroscelidea; Macroscelididae. Gene Ontology annotation, biological process: G protein-coupled receptor signaling pathway.